Molecule: messenger RNA, 1515 nt
Organism: Mercurialis annua (annual mercury)
Lineage: Eukaryota; Viridiplantae; Streptophyta; Magnoliopsida; Malpighiales; Euphorbiaceae
Product: cytochrome P450 98A2-like
Exons: 1
Coding region: 1-1515 (504 amino acids)
Molecular function (GO): heme binding; monooxygenase activity; oxidoreductase activity, acting on paired donors, with incorporation or reduction of molecular oxygen
Source: RefSeq, a predicted model, not a curated record
AUGGAUCUUUUCCUCCUUUUAAUCUCCAUGAUAUCAAUAUUAUUAGCUUACAAAUUCUACAAAAAGCUGAAAUACAAUCUCCCACCUGGCCCAUUUGCAUGGCCAAUACUAGGCAACCUACCCAGCUUUGGACCAGACAUAACCCAAAGCAUUGACAAGUGGUCACAAACCUAUGGCCGAAUCAUAUCAAUUUGGGUUGGUUCAAACCUAAACGUCGUCGUUUCUAGCUCAGAGCUAGCCAAGCAAGUGCUUAAAGACCAAGAUCAGAUGCUUGCUCAUAGACCGAGAAAUAAAUCGGUCAGUAUAAUGUCCAGAAAUGGCAAAGGCAUGCUUUGGUCCGACUAUAGUCCCAAUUAUGCUAAACUUAGAAAACUUUGUACACUUGAGGUUUUUUGUCAAAAGGGUAUUGAAGCUUUUAGACAUUUUAGAGAAGAUGAAAUUAGAUUAAUGAUUUAUUCUAUUUAUAAAGAUAGUAGUACCGAUGAUUUUGAUUAUUUGCUAAUCAGAAAAUAUUUAAAUACAAUGAAUUUAAAUAUUGCUAGUAUGCUUGCACUAGGAAAACGAUUGAUGGCCGGAAAAGGCGACGGAAAUGAAUUAGGGUUUGAAUUUAAGGCAAUUUUGGAUGAAGAAAUAAAACUUGCAACUUCCCUUUCUCCUGCUGAGCAUAUUUGGUGGUUAAAUUGGAUUUUCCGUGUUCGAGAAAAGGCGUUUUCGAGUCAUUUAGCUCGUCGGGACGAGUUUAUUCGAGUUAUAAUGGAUGAGUACAAGAAAGAUUGUGACAGUAAACGAAAUCUUGGGAAUGCGUUGCUUGGUUCGGAAGAAAGGUUUAGUGAGGAAAACAUAAUUGGACUAGUUUGGGAUGUGAUAACAGCAGGCAGCGAGACGAGUAGCUCAGUUGUUGAAUGUGCAAUGGCUGAACUCGUGAUAAACCCUAACUUGCAAGACAAGGCACAACAAGAACUAGACAAUGUAAUUGGAAAAAACAGAGUUAUGUCCGAAUUAGACAUACCAAACCUUCCUUACCUUCAAUGCGUAGCUAAGGAAGCGCUGAGAUUACAUCCUCCAGCUCCGUUUCUAUUACCUCAUAAGGCGGGUUCCGAUGUCAGGAUCGCCGGAUACGAUAUUCCUGAAGGAACUAGCAUUCAUGUCAAUGCAAAAGCUAUCGGACGCGACCCAGAAAUUUGGAAGGACCCAUUAAAGUUCCAGCCUGAGAGAUUUAUGGAAGAAGAUGUUGAAUUGAUUAAGGGUUUCGAUUUUCGGUUGCUUCCGUUCGGUGCUGGGAGGCGUAUGUGUCCUGCUGCUCAACUUGGUAAUAUUUUGGUUACGUCUAUGUUGGGAAAUUUGUUGUAUUAUUUUAAGUGGAGGUUGGCUGAUGGUGUAAAACCUGAAGAGAUUGAUUUUUCCAGGACAUCGAUGCCGGGGAAUGUAGCGAAAACACAGUUACGAGUUGUGCCUAGUUUUAGAUUGCCAGAACAUUUAUACAAGCUUGAGAGCUUAGAUAUGUUGAGUAGUUGA